CACCGGCGGUGCCUGCCUGACAAGCACCAGGAGCAGCGCCUUACCCAGGCAGUUUGGAAAGUCCCUCUAAGGAUGUGUUUCAAGGGAAGCAAGCCAUUUGUAGGCAUCUGGUUUGGCAUGGGAAGUUGUCCCGCCUCCUGAGGCAGAAAAAAUAAAGGAGGCUCUGCUCAGAGACAGCUUCCAGAUCUGAAACCUGCCUGGAGACCCAGGGCCUUCAGAGACGCCUGCCGAGGGGUCAGUCAGGACUUGCGGGGGGCACGCAGGAGCCGUCCCCACCUCUUUGCCAGAUGCUUUUGAGGAGCAGUGACCAGGAGCAAGCGAAAAAACUUUCUGUUGAAGUCACCCCUGCUGAAGUCACUCGGAAGAAGCUGUGGCCGGGAUGAGAAUGUCUUAGAUGAUACCAGUGGGUUCAGUUUGGUCUCUCACAAGAGCCCUGAAAGCUGUAUAUUGGCAGGUGGAAGCGGAGCUGAAAUGCCUCCUCGGCAAAGCGACUUACAGCAAUGGCCGUGGGGCUCACGUAAUGCGCCAGCUACGUUGCAGGGCAGGUUUAUCUGAGCCUUGUUGUUUCGAGCAGCAUCUGGACAGAGGUGACAGCUGGGAUGGCAGGAGGUGCGAGGGGGCCAAUGUGCCCGAAACCCAGGGUGCGCAUAGCCCCUGCAUCUCACUCCAGGUAGGACAGCCACCCUGCCCUCCCUGAGAAGCAGCAAGCGCUUCCACCGCAGACCCGUGGCUGCAGGCAGGUACGUGCAGAGAAGCUGGGAGAAAGCAGCCCAGGGGACGUGGCCAGCUGCGGAUGCUACUCGGAGCAGGCGGGAUCUGAGCAAAGGCCUAGGCUCCCAUUGCACACAUCUUCCUGGGUUCAGGGGAAGAAAACUCACUGAGUUUUUAUGAACAGGACUCUGGUGAGAGAGCCUCUACCUUCGUAACCAUUUUCUUUUUUCUGAACGGGAUAAUAUUCAAGAACUCAAGUUUUUGGUUAACCUUUUGGGGCAGAAGACAUAAUAGUGCUGUCUCUAUGCCCCUGUUUCACUGUCGACCUUCUGCCUAAAAUUGCCACCAGGCCAUCCUGCCUGUCUCCUUGUUGCAUUACGAGGGUGUAUAAGGGCACGCAGACCCCAAGCGGCGCUGGAGCGCUGAGCUUUUUAGCUGGAAGGACAGACCGACGAAUCAGGUUGUCUGCUGAUGCCUGUCUGCAUCUGCUGUCCCCCCAGAUCUGCCUCGGGUAUGCAAGCGAGGGAAAGCUCGCUGCCUCCUAACAGAAACAGACACCACUGAAUAGGUAACGUGAGCUAUUCCCUGCUGAUGCAGGAUAGGUACCAGCUGCAGCCAAGCCCCAGGUCGCACGCAGGCAGCACACAGCUUGGCGCAGGCACCGAAGGAAAAGCACAGGCACAUUUUAUGGUCGCUAAGGGCCCGCUGGCACAGGCCCAUCCUAAUUUGUCCGUCUGCGUGGUGUCCUUAGUCGGAUUUGUUAUGCUUUGUAUUUCAUACCAACCUGAUGAGAAGACAUGUGUGCAGUUCACAGUAAAGCUGAUGUAUUUUCUGCUGAGUGCCCUGGGUCUGGUUGUCUGUGUUCUGGCGGUGGCUUUUGCUGCACACCAUUAUUUGCAGAUGACGCAGUUUACGUGCGAUACCGUCCUCGAGUCUUGCCAGUGCAAAGUGGACACGGCGGACCCCCUGGGCAGGACCUUCGUUUACCAGGACGCGGCUGACUGCGGCAGUGUCACCAGCACGCUCCACCUGUACUUACUUCUGCAGAUGGUUCUCAACGUGAUCGCAGCCAUCGUGUGCCUGGCGGCGUGCUUUGUCAUGUGGAAGCACAGAUACCAGGUUUUUUAUGUGGGCGUUCGGUUCUACCCAUUAACGGCUACCGAAGGCCAGCAGCAGAAAGUAUAGGGUCUGGGGCUGGGGAGGGAGUGAAAGGUGUCAGCGUACUGCCACCACAGACACCACAAAGGGAUGAGCUUUCUAAAGAUUGCUGACUAGGAAAAACAUUCACACAUUUUUAAUGAAUAAAUUUUUCAGUCAUUUUAAGAGCAACGCAUGCGGCUGCUAUUGCGAAAGGCCCCUUGUGAGACUAUCUAGAGGUCAUGUAAAGUCCUAAAGAUGCAGCUGCACAAAUACUCACCAAAGAGCAUCUUUAAUAGUUAUAGACAAACUGAGAGCUUAAAAAUCACUGGAAACUCAUCUGCAGGGCCACAGCCAUUCAGACAUAGGGGCCACUUCCUUCGCUGGUGGGAAUCUGUUCCUUGCCUUCAGAGAAGCUGCACUGAUUUCUACCAGAUGAGUCCAAACUGGUCCCGACUGUUUAAUUAUAAUUAAGCCGAUCAUGCUUAGGGAAUAUAUUGUCUCUUGGAUUCUCUAGGUGUAAUCCACACUAGCCUGAUGGGGAUUUACUGUAUGGAUAUGUACCAAGGGAGGCCAAGACCUCUUCAAAUGCAGACCAGCAGCAAAAGUGAAUAAAUUGAUGACUACAGUAUAAAACAUAGAUAAGAUUUCUGAGAGUGACUAACGAUGUAGGUUACCUAAUCCAAUUACUAAUUAACAACCAAUUAGUAGGUUGACUAAUGGUGAUUUGUUGGGCCCCACUUGAGACCCCCAUAUAGGGGCCUGAUUUCUGAAGAACGAGUGCUCAGCACUUUGUGAGCAAAGAUCAAUUUAAGAAACUUUGAGCUGAGCUCCUGAAACGGAGGCCCCUAAAUCACUAGUCACGUUAAAAAAUGGUGUUGACACUGUUAUAAUUGUAGGCUCCCAAACCCGGCGUCUAGCCAGUUCCACCAAUUAUACUCAAAGCACAAAAGGCCAAAUUCGUUUUUGGUGUAACUCCUCUGAAGACAAUCAGCCUCACACACCAGCAGUGGAUUUGGGCCAACAGCCCUGAAAGAUAUAUCCCUGCAACAAUAAGUAUUUUUAAAAUGGGGCGGAGGGAGGGAAGCAAGAAGAGACUGUCGGUCUCCUAAAGACAUCAUUUGUAAUAACGAGGGCAAGAAAAUAAUGAUUUUUUAAUUAGCAGCACAGAAUAAAAAACUGCAUCCAAACAGUGCUUUUUCACCCUGAAAAAGGUGCCUGUAAAAGUGCUUUACGUGUUAUUAGCCUUAUAGUGAGACAAAUACGUUGAUUUGUCCCUUGAACAGUCAGUCCCACUUGCACAGGAUGAACUGUCUAGAUGCAAGACCAGUCCUGAACUGGUCGCAAGUUGUGCUGCCUGCCAAUGCCUGUGCAAAGGCAAGGCCAGGGGUGUGGGAGCCCUGCGAUAAGUAGGGGCUGCUGACCUCUGCCAGGGUGAAAGUGCCUCCGAAGUGGAGUUGGACAGCAAUCACAUACCAGAAAAAUUGUGCAACAAUCAUUAGCAAGGACGAAGCGAAUAAAAUUUCUAUAAGGCUUCAAACAAACACAAACUUUCUGUUUCUGUAGCAAAAAUAGCCACCAGUGAGUCAAAAAGCUACUCUGGUAGAAAGCUAGUCAUAUAAAUUGCUCUAAUCCUACCCGAAAAGUAUCUUCCAUCCCAGGCUCACAUGUCUUCCCAGUCCUCCCAGAGUGUGGUCAGAAGACCACAGCAUAGUUAAGCCUCUUGUGGUCUUCCUCGAGCCCUGCUAGGUGUAUUUCUUCAUGCUUUUGUCACUGAAAGGGCUUCUGGGUAGAGGUAGCUUCAGUCACCAAGGUGCUCUCUGUCAGGCUGCUAAGCAAGGACCUUUUCAAAAUGCAGAUUCUGAGACCAGCUUCCAAAUGGCCUUUUUUUUGUGCCUAAAGAUAAUAGGCACUAGUAACCGUGGCUGCAGGGGUCACAUGUGCAAGAGUGGCCAUUCGCUUGCCCACAUGAUACCACCCACAUGAAGUCCUCAGCCUGACCCCCAGCCAUCCUCAGAUCAAGCUGAGAUAUUGGUGGCCUGUGCAGGAGGCCAAGCACGUGGGAUUCGGUCAUUGGCUUUGGCGAGGGCUGCGUGGCCAUGGGUGCGAUGCUGGACACCAGUCCACCUCCUGUUGAUGUCAGAGGAGCUCGCCGGAAGCGCUGCUCAUGGAUUUGUGGACAAGCUAGCUUCCCAUGCAAGACGUACGCGUAAGAGUGCCUCCCACAUGACGUAUCCGCAGAUAUGAGCUUGCCGUUCAUCCCUCAGAGGACUCCGGCUGUGCUCACAGGGAAGCUGUUGAAGGGUAGGGCAAGAUCUUCAGCACGCAAAGGAUACACGUGCCUCUCACCUAUACUCAACACACUCGUUCCUUCCUCAGUGAAUUACCUUCCCGUUCCUGGCACAGCCCCUGCAGGCACAAAAGCUGCUCUGAUGGGCCAAAAAUGUGAGCCCUCCUCUUGGCAAAGAAGAUAACAAGAAGUGCAAAAGGGACCUGCGGAGGCUGAGCAAGGGCUGAGUUUUGGGGCUAGCUCCUGCCCCAUCACCCGGAGCUGCACCGUGCCGUCCGGAGAAGCGAGAGGAAGGCUCUGCCAGCAGAGUGGGGCACAUUUCCCACUGUGUCCCUUCCCAAAUUCCCUGCUGUAGUCUACAGAGGGCCUAUGUUUCAAGCUGGGCUUUACCGCACCCUCAGUUUCACUCUGCAGACUACAGCACACCAUUAUUUGCAGAUGCACCCUGAAUUGCACCGAAACGCGUUUAGCGGGUCGCUCCCUAACGAAGCCGGCCUGCCGGGGUGUCCCGUGCUAGCACCAGAGGAAGGCCGGGACCAGGCAGAGCGGUGGCGAGGGAUGGAAACAGACCCCUCUGCCCUGCGGAUCUAUUUUAGCUUUAGGAAGUGAGUUACUUUAAAAGGGCAAGUUUACAAUAACGAGGAUUGCCCAGCACAAAACCUGACGCUGCUUCGUGCCUUUUGCCAGCAGGUCCCGUGUCGCCCGCGGGCUGCAGACAGCGGGUGCCGCUGGUCUGCCCGGCUGAGCUGCGUUUCCACCAGGGAUGAACUUUUGUCUCCCUAAUCCUCUGACCUCCGUCUCACCCAUAUGUUUUCAUUCCCCGUCUCCCACAGUCGUUCGGGCCCUGGAUCCCGUAGGCCCACCCCUACCAGAUGGGACCGGGCUUGUACUGCUUGCUCAGCCUCUGCCUCCUGGAGUCACACCUCCCGGGACUCCUCUAGAGCACUACAAACACAGCAACAGUGAUCACAGCGAUGCUGCAAACAAUUGCGGAGAACAGAAGGAAGAUAUUAAUAAAAUAUCCUGCUCCACUUACUUAGAAAAAUGUGUGUUUUAGUAACGGUGCACCCUCUGCUUUUAAACACUGCCACAGAGUUUGGUCACUAGUUAGCGCAUUGCAGCUUAACCCUUUGCUCUGGAAGAAAGCAAUAGUCGUCGUAUAUUCUACUGACAUUUUAUUGCUUAAUGAGUAAAUAGGGGUCAUUUUGAUUUGGCAAAGAAUAACUUCCGUAUUUCCUCUCUAUAUAUCUCAAGAGCGUAAAAUCAAAACAGAAGGGGGAGAACAGGAAACUGAUACGGUAGCUUUUGGAACCAGUUUUCUCCUGGGUAUGGUUUUACAACAUGUAUUUUGCACAGAUCAAGAAUUUCGGAAAGCUUUAAUUAAAGAAGUUUCAUCUACCACAGCAUAUUCAGAUAGCAGCAAUCUUGUUUCAGUGCUGGAACUCACAUGGACUUCUCUUCAAGAAAGGUUGGGACCUGCAGUCUAGAAAGUGAGGAGGUGUUGAAGAAAAGAACUUUUUUUUUUUUUUUUUAGUCCUCGAAAUUUAUUCACUGGAUAAAUUCCACAAAAUAGGGUAGGAUUAAACCACUCUGGACAUACUGAAAUUAUGAAGGCCUCUGUGUAAUUUACUCUCAAGCCCUAGGUGUGAUUCUCAUUUGCACCCUGGCCACUUUACACUGUUUUCACAGUGUAAGGGGGUUGUAAAGAAGGCAUCAAUCAUUUUUGCACCUACUUCAUGGCCGUUUUACACAGCUAAAAGGGCCCUUUGUGUAAAUGAGACCUCAAGCCCUAGAGAACUUAACAGAGAGGAAGGAGAUCCUUUCUACAGGCUGUGCUGGACCCUCUAACGGGGUCUACCGCUGGGCUAUAACUCUCCGCUGGAUUUUAAUAGCGUGGCUUAAAGAUCAUCAGACUCAAUUAAGUUCAGCUCUGUACAACUUUUCCAGUGGCCGGAUCUGUAACCUCCCAGUUGCACGGCUGGCCCCCACGGACCGUGCACAAACAGCGAUGAUGAUGCAUGGAUAACUGCAUUGGUUUUUGUUUGUUUUUUGUUUUUCAAAAGGAGAAGAAGCAACUACCACUUUCCUCUGGUUUUGAGGCAUUUUGAUGUUGUGCUAUGCAAAUAGGGGAGUUACAAUAAUGGCAACGAAAAGGGAACUGAGACCCAGAGCAUCACACGGAGCCUGAAUGUCACCUCCUAGACCCGACCAGGAGCCAAGGUGGCAACUGC
Molecule: messenger RNA, 6369 nt
Organism: Struthio camelus australis
Lineage: Eukaryota; Metazoa; Chordata; Aves; Struthioniformes; Struthionidae
Source: RefSeq, a predicted model, not a curated record